Rotaria sp. Silwood2 is the source of this 672-nucleotide messenger RNA. The record is from the annotation of a GenBank genome assembly. Lineage: Eukaryota; Metazoa; Rotifera; Eurotatoria; Philodinida; Philodinidae.
AUGCCAUCGUUGCCAUCUGUAAACCAUAAAUUUACUUCAAAGAUAGUGAAUGGAAAACCAGCAAUUAUUCAGCGUUUUUUUCCAGUAACAUCACAUGAGCUUCAUGUUGGUGCUACGAAGGUCCUGGAAGUGCCAAGAAUCAUGCCAGAUGGUAGAAAAGAUACUGCCAUACUCGAAAUAGAAAUAGAGCCAAAUACGCUUGAGGGAUACACGUAUCAUUUCCAAGGCGCUGGCGAGUAUCUUGAAAAUAACAAAUUUCAAGAUGUUCACGUUGUACUUGCUUGUUCGGAUGUGAAACCACAUCAGCAACAGCAAUCCUGUACCGCUCCGAUACAUAAUCAAUCACCAACUACGGUUCAAACAAAUAGUAAACCAUAUACAAACUAUAAAUUUACUUCAAAGAUGGUGAAUGGAAAACCAGCAACUGUUCAGCGUUUUCUUCCAGCAACAUCACACGAGCUUCAUAUAGGUGCUACAAAGGUCCUGAAAAUACCAAGAAUCAUGCCAGAUGGUCGAAAAGAUAUUGCUAUACUCGAAAUAGAAAUAGAGCCAGAUACGCUUGAGGGAUACACGCAUCAUUUCCAAGGCGCUGGCGAGCAUCUUGAAAAUGACAAAUUUCAAGAUGUUCACGUUGUAAUUACUCGUUCGGAUGUGGCACCAUCUAAUGAUUAG